AUCACGGCAUUUGGCUUGGUAUCGGGGACAUGGGCUGCGUUCCGCUGUUCGUCUUGCCCGCCUCUUGCUCGGAACGUCUCGGAUGGCGCAGGCGAUGGACACGGUAGCCCCGCUAGCGCGCUCGGGGCACGCUGCGCACGCGAACCGCUGCUUGACGGCGCUCCCGGCGUCUCAGAUCGAGCUUGACUCGUCAAAGGUAGCGCUUGCGUACUAUUGCCUGGGGACGCUGGAUCUGCUGGGGCUGCUGGAGAGCAAGACGAAUGAGCGCGAGAGGGAAGGGUGGCGCGCAUGGUUCUGGGAACAGCAGGCGCGCGGACCCCAUGGGACUGCCUUCACUCCGAGCCACUUUAUGAGGACGUCGCUAGAGGAAGAGUACACAGACGAGAGCGCGCCACAUAUCAUCAUGACCUACACCGCACUCUUGAGCCUGGCUAUCCUCCGUGACGACUUUACUCGCCUCGACCGCAAAGGGCUCAGCCGCUUUGUAGGCUCCUGCCAAUUGUCGGACGGAAGCUUCGGUACGACGCCAGCACGCGCAGACGCCGACCUACGCACGACGUAUUGCGCCUUCGCCAUCUGCAGCAUGCUCCGCGACUGGUCCGCAAUUGACGUGGACGCCGCCGUAGCGUACAUCGCGCGCUGCCGGUCUUUCGAAGGUGGGUAUGGCCAAGCUCCCUAUGGGGAGGCACUGGGUGGAACAACCUACACGGCAAUCGCUGCGCUGUACUUGCUGCCGGAUGGCGCACCUCUGACGGCGCGUGAGCGCGCGCAAACGAUACGAUGGCUACUCGACAACCAAAAAUCAAGCGGCGGCUUUUCGGGACGUCUGAACAAGGACCCGGAUGCGUGCUACUGCUUUUGGUGCGGCGGGGCGCUGAAGAUCAUGGGCGCAGGUCAUCUCGUCGACGAGGACGCGCUCACGAGUUUCCUUAACCGAUGCCAAUUCCGAUAUGGUGGAAUAUCGAAGGCGCCUGGGGAACACCCAGACCCAUAUCACACCUACCUCUCGCUCGCGGCCGCGUCGAUGUACCCCACAUCAACGACCGACGAGACCUGGGCAUUCGAGCCUUUCGAUUGCCUGCUGAAUGCGCGGGAGGAAACCGCGAAGUGGGCGAGGAAGUAUAUUCCUGCGGCUAGAUAAUGGUGACGUCUCUGUGGUCUUUUUCUACUUACAGCCUUAAGUUAUACCUUGCUCUAUUUGACCCCUUUCUCGGAUUUUUCUGCAUACGCCUGAAUGCGACGUGCAAAAAUCCCGCGAAAUAUUACUCGACCUGUAGCCUGCGGGGCAUAUGACCGCCCCCUCCUUGGAAGGUAAGAAUAGAUGCUAUGGUGAUGCUCGGACCGUUGGCCAAGUUUUACGUAGCGCAGGCUUAAGAUAUACAGCUUUCGG
Messenger RNA from Schizophyllum commune H4-8, 1390 nucleotides. RefSeq names its product terpenoid cyclases/Protein prenyltransferase. Gene Ontology annotation, cellular component: CAAX-protein geranylgeranyltransferase complex. Gene Ontology annotation, molecular function: CAAX-protein geranylgeranyltransferase activity. The transcript has 9 exons. Gene Ontology annotation, biological process: protein geranylgeranylation. The record is from RefSeq and is a predicted model, not a curated record. NCBI's taxonomy places the organism in Eukaryota, Fungi, Basidiomycota, Agaricomycetes, Agaricales, Schizophyllaceae. Bases 83 to 1141 code for a protein of 352 amino acids.